This is a messenger RNA of Alligator mississippiensis (American alligator), 2139 nucleotides long. Its product is annotated as E3 ubiquitin/ISG15 ligase TRIM25-like. Bases 260 to 1627 code for a protein of 455 amino acids. NCBI's taxonomy places the organism in Eukaryota, Metazoa, Chordata, Crocodylia, Alligatoridae. The record is from RefSeq and is a predicted model, not a curated record. The transcript is spliced from 8 exons. Gene Ontology annotation, molecular function: zinc ion binding.
GGCCAGACAUGAUGAUCCAUUGUGGUCCCUUCCAACUCUACAAUCUAUGAAUCUAUGAACCUUUCUGGAGAAGGACAUUCCCUUGUAACAAUAUGUGGGAUAUAUACACACUUGGCCGUAAGCCCAUUGACUUCAAUAACAACAGGGAUGAAUUUGGCCCCCGGACCUGUGGAUGGUAACAAUGGGCCAAAUGACAUCUACAAAGACCCCAGUUUGAGUUUUGCUUCACUGGGGUUCAGUAGGGCACAGUUCUGGAGCCAUGGAAGACACCACAACAGUAACAGAAAGUUUGGAAGAGGAGCUUAGCUGCCCCCUCUGCCUUGACAUCUACAAGGACCCUGUGUCUCUGAGCUGUGGCCAUACCUUCUGCCAGGAGUGUGUCCUAAAGGUAAUCAGUGCUCACCAGCAGAAGCCCUGUGAAACCUACUCCUGCCCCAUAUGCCAAGUUGACCUCCUCCCAGUUCCAAAGCUGCAGAAGAACUUCCAGCUAUGCCGGAUUGUGGAGAAGUUCCUGGCUGCCCUUCCCAAGGAGGGCUGCUGGCAGGCAAAGACAUCAGCAUCCAAGCAGGAGCAAGUUCUACCUUGCGAUUUCUGCCUCGGACAGCCUCAGCCAGCAGUGAGGAGCUGCCUGACCUGUGAUGCAUCUUUCUGCCAGGCCCAUCUGAGGAAACAUAGAAUCAAGACAGCCCAAAAAGGCCACGUUCUGGUGGAACCCAGAGGCUCUCCAGAGGAAAGAAAGUGUCCCAAGCAUGGCAAGGUGUUCAGUGCCUUUUGCCAGAAUGACCUAACCUGCAUCUGUGUGACAUGCCACAUCACCAGUUACCACAAGGGCCACCACAUUAUCAGCCUGCAGGAGGCCUGUAACCAAGGUUUGGCACGUGUCUCCCGAAUAGAGAAUAUGAUGCAAAUGUAUAUAAAUACUGUGGAUAAAGCCUUAGUGAGUCUGCAGAGGAGUGAGGAACAAGCUCAGGCCCAGGAAAAUAUUCUGAAGGACCAGCUGUCAAAUCUUUUCAAAGAGAUCCAUUCUCAGGUGGAUCAUACCAAGGUGCAGCUCUUAGACGCUAUCAAGUAUAAUAAGGAAGAGUGGCUUUCUAGGAUCCUCAGAGUAAGGCAUGUAAUGGAGCAGAAGAGAGAUGAAGCUUACCAGACCUUCUGUGAACUACAAACAGUUAGGGCUCAAGUGGAUGAUUUUAUAUUUCUUAAAGCCUUUAAAGUGACUCAAGACAGGUUUAAGCAGCAAGAUUUCAGUAUAGACUACAUGAAAGUGCUGUCACCAGCACCCAGCAUGCAACUGAAUCGAUGGACAAUGGUGAACAUUCAAAGACAGACGCAGAUCUUUGUCUCAAAGAUAACUGCAUGUCUACAACCAGGCCACAGGUCAGAGGAAGAGGAAGAUUUCCCUGUGGUUUCAAGGAAGAGAAAACGCCUAGAAAAGCUGAACCAAGAGACACUGUAUGACUGGGCCUCAAAGUCAGAGGCUAAAAGAAGAUGGCAGUCAGAUAUAGAUCCUGGAAUGUCUGCUCUGGCUCCUCCUUUACGUACAUACUACACAAAUCACUCAGAUCAUGGCUCCCCAGAACAAGCUAAGUACAUAGUGAGAUGGAGAGAACGAAAAUGGAGGAACUGACCCCGCAGACAUGAUGGGAGGUGGAUACAGGACAACGUGAGGCAAUGCUAAGUUCUGGGGAACAUGAAGAAGAAACUUAGUAAAGGAAAGAUAAGAAAUGCACCUAAUAAAUGCCAGCAUUGCCAUGACAGAGUCAGGGUCUCUGUUGUUCAGUGGUAUAUUCAGUUGAGUUGCUCAAAGGUAGGGCAAGAGGCUGGUGUGGGUCUUCUCUACAUGCAGCAAGAUAUCCACAAUUGCCAUAUGCUGCUCCAUCCCAAACUCUGGAAACAGGCAUCUAGAGGUGGCAUUUUAGGGCAAGUUGUCCAUAUGAUAUCUUGGUAUCUGUGAAACCAUACAAUCCACAAGAAAAUGGGCAUGCAUUAUCUUUCAGUAACUCACAGGUAAUGUUGCUGUGAAUUUCAUGGCUGUGAUGUUACAGUAUCCAAAGGAAUAUGGGCCCAAAUAGAUCAGCAAACAUAUCUGUUUGGUAAUUUUCUGUUUGUAUAAUAAAACAAACACCACUAUUUUCUAUA